UUUGUAGCAAAAUUGCUAACUAGUUCCCUUCCUCUGCUACACAUCUGACCACUGACCGCUCACUUCUCUUUCCUACUACAAAAAAUAGCCUCUUAAAUACAAACCACAAAAUACACCUGGGGUUUCUCCAUUUCUUCUCCGCAAAUACAAAGAUGUGUGCUUUUUUCCUCAGAAAUGGUUCUAAAGCCCUCCACCAUCUCUGUAAAAACCCCUCCAUUGAACCUUUGAAUUUCAAGAACCAUAUUGUUCAUCACCAACUUCAACAUUCUAAAGUCUAUUCAAGAUUACCUCAAUCUUUUUACAGGAAAAAUAAGGAACUUGUUGAGUUGUCAAAUCCUAGUUUUCUGGCUUUCUUUUCAGGGGUUUCAGCCUCUGUUUCCAAAGUUGGGUUCGUGGGUUGGUACUUAGAAAAGCUUAACUCUCGGCCCAUUCUCACCAAGAGUAUUACUUGUGGCCUUAUUCUCACUGCCGCUGAUUUAUCUUCACAGACAAUUGCUGGGUCAUUGAUGACGCAGUAUGAUCUCGCGCGAACAUUGAGGAUGGGUGGUUAUGGAGCACUAAUUGUUGGACCUUCACUUCAUUUCUGGUUCAAUUUUCUGUCAAGGUGUUUUCCGAAGCGUGAUGUCAUCACAACAUUUAAGAAAAUAGCUUUGGGACAGACUGUCUAUGGCCCUGCAAUCAACUCUGUUUUCUUCUCCAUGAAUGCUGCAGCACAAGGUGAAAGUAGUUCAGAGAUUGUUGCCAGACUCAAGCGCGACUUGGUUCCCACUAUUGUCAAUGGUCUUAUGUACUGGCCAAUAUGUGAUUUCAUUACAUUCAAAUUUGUUCCCGUUCAUUUACAGCCGCUUGUUAGCAACACAUUUUCGUACGUUUGGAAUGUGUACCUGACAUACAUGGCAAACCAAGAGAAAGUCUCUACGACGUGAUCCUGUAUAAGCAGCUGUAUCAUCUCUUCUCUGCUAACAAUUCAGAUAUUCUUCUUGCUAACAAACUGGCUGGAGGCAUACCGUUGGAGUGAUUUUCAUUCCGUUGACACGUUAGUGUGGUGGAGCAGAACUUCAGCAGAGGCUGUAGAAUGUGUUAUUUAAUAGUUACUUCGUCCGUCAUGAUUCUUUAUGUAAAAUCCAAGUUCUAGUUAGAAAUCACAUAUUCCUAUAUUAGCUAUCAGAAAAGAGCAAUAUCUACUGCAACGGGCAGGCAUAGUUAUAGAAGAUCUAAUGAAGAUUUUGCGAUUGUAGUAUCAUUCUCUACUGGAGUUCCACUUAACAAUUUUCGAUUAAAAGUUCCUCGAUUACAAUUUAUUAUUGUACCAAAUUGUUCUGAAUA
Nicotiana attenuata is the source of this 1326-nucleotide messenger RNA. Its product is annotated as PXMP2/4 family protein 4-like. The record is from RefSeq and is a predicted model, not a curated record. Lineage: Eukaryota; Viridiplantae; Streptophyta; Magnoliopsida; Solanales; Solanaceae. Bases 153 to 926 code for a protein of 257 amino acids. The transcript has 4 exons. Gene Ontology annotation, cellular component: cytoplasm; membrane.